CUUGCUGAUCCCCCGCCCGAACACCCCAGCAGGAAGCCAGGAGAUAACUAUUACCUGAACAGGACGACGAUGCUCCGCGCCCACACCUCGGCCCAGCGGGAGCUGGUGAGCGCCGGGCUGGACGCCUUUCUGUUGGCCGGAGACGUCUACAGGCGGGACGAGAUCGACGCCAGCCACUAUCCCGUCUUCCACCAGAUGGAGGGCGUCCGACUCUUCUCCAACCACGAGCUGUUCUCGGGGGUGCAGCAGGGGGAGGAUCUGUCUCUGUUUGAGGCUGGAGGUCGGAGGACUCCUCACAAACAGCAUCUUCACUCUCUGGAGGCCGUGAAGCUUCUGGAGUUCCAUCUGAAACUCACUCUGACCCGACUCGUCACAAACCUGUUCGGACAAGAUCUGGAGGUCCGGUGGGUCGACUGUUACUUCCCCUUCACUCACCCCUCCUUUGAGAUGGAAGUGCGUUUCCAGGGCGACUGGAUGGAGGUGCUGGGCUGCGGAGUGAUGGAGCAGGAGCUGCUGAACUCAG
Molecule: messenger RNA, 523 nt
Organism: Cottoperca gobio
Lineage: Eukaryota; Metazoa; Chordata; Actinopteri; Perciformes; Bovichtidae
Product: phenylalanine--tRNA ligase, mitochondrial-like
Biological process (GO): phenylalanyl-tRNA aminoacylation
Cellular component (GO): mitochondrion; cytoplasm
Molecular function (GO): phenylalanine-tRNA ligase activity; tRNA binding; ATP binding
Source: RefSeq, a predicted model, not a curated record